GAAGAUAAAGUAUGAUAGAGAAGAAAAGGCUGUUCCAGAGCGGCUCCUCCAAGCUUUCAUGUGUCCAGUGAGCGCUAAAGAAAUUAGGUCCGUGCGGAAACACUGUUUCCUCUGCACAAGUUCCGCUCCUUUCUUUAUUUUUCCAUUCUCUCCUCCCCUCGCUUGUAUUCCACUCCUCAGGCUGAUGUGUACAUCCCGCUGGGCCAUGGCCUGCUCCGGUCCAGGAAAAAGUGAGCGGGCGCAGCUCAGAUGAAACUGUUCGUGUGCUGGAUAAUUAGCUACCUGCUCUGCCUGGCCGGGCUGAGGAAGAUGUGGAGCGGCCGGUACCUGAGGAGUCAUCUCAGCAGAUCCCUUUAUAUGAAUAUGAUGAGCCACAGCCAGGUCCCGUACUGGGAUGGGAAUCAGCAGUGGUACUUCUGCGACCCAGAAAAAUUAAGUGAUUGCCUCCGACCCAUUUUUAUCCAGAGUUACUUAGACCAUGGAACCCAGACAUUCCUGAAUAGAAGUAUUGAGAAAUCUGGCUGGCUUUCCAUUCAGCUUUAUCAUUCCUUCAUGUCCUCUGUGUUCAGUAUGUUUAUGUCCAGAACAUCAAUCAAUGGAUUGCUUGGAAGAGGGUCAAUGUUUGUGUUUUCACCAGAACAGUUCCAAAGGCUUCUCAAAAUUGGCCCUGAGUGGAAAUCACAUCGCUUGUUGGAUUUAGGUGCUGGAGAUGGAGAAGUGACUAAAGUAAUGAGCCCUCAUUUUGAAGAGAUCUAUGUUACAGAAAUGUCUCAGACUAUGAUAUGGCAGCUACAAAAGAAAAAAUACAGAGUGCUUAAUAUUGAUGAAUGGCAAAGGACAGGAUUCCAGUAUGAUGUCAUUAGCUGCUUAAACCUCCUUGAUCGGUGUCAUCAGCCGAUUACACUACUAAAAGAGAUGAGAAGUGUCUUGGAGCCAACUAGAGGGAGGGUUGUUUUGGCCCUAGUAUUGCCAUUUCACCCCUACGUAGAAAAUGGUGGCAAGUGGGAGAAGCCUGCGGAAGUGAUGGAGGUGAACGGGACAUUUUGGGAGGAGCAGGUGAACAGCCUGGCCGAUGUCUUCCAUUCAGCAGGCUUUGCAGUGGAGGCCGUCACCCGACUCCCUUAUUUAUGUGAAGGGGACAUGUACAAUGACUACUACGUAUUGGACGAUGCCGUCUUUGUUCUUCGGCCAAUGUAGAAAGAACGUGAGAGAGUUGUGACGCAUUGAGAGCAGUUAAUGCACUCGGCCACCAAGGAAACCAUUCUCUCAGCAAGUCAAAUCCACUUCCUCAUAGGCCAAAAUUGUAUGUACUUCCCGCAGGACUUGGUUUGAUCACAUAAAUGUACAUGUGCGUGGGUGUGUGUGUGAGCGUGUUUGUGGGAAAUCUUACCCAGGAGGGGUGGGGGUUGGGGUGCUUUUUAACCAACAGUGCUACCUUUUUCAGCGGUGGAAAACUUUAAUGCUGCCAAUGCCAUUGUGCCGCCCGCCAGCCCUGUGAUCAAUUAAACGGGGGGAAAGGAGCGACAUGGACCUUUCUGAUAAAUAAAGUACUGAUCCUGGCAAUAAAGCUUGUCAUAUUUAAUCAACUGUGAAAUAUAUAUAUAUGUUCUUUCAUGUGAUUUAAUAGUCUCGUUUGCCAUGUUGAAGCACAUCCUUUUUUUACCAUGCCAAUAAAAAUUGUAUCAAA
This is a messenger RNA of Xenopus laevis (African clawed frog), 1687 nucleotides long. RefSeq names its product methyltransferase like 9 S homeolog (gene mettl9.S). Lineage: Eukaryota; Metazoa; Chordata; Amphibia; Anura; Pipidae. The record is from RefSeq and is a predicted model, not a curated record. The transcript is spliced from 5 exons. Gene Ontology annotation, molecular function: protein-L-histidine N-pros-methyltransferase activity. Bases 250 to 1197 code for a protein of 315 amino acids.